AUGAGCAGUCGGCCUAACAUCGAGGUUGAAGAGUUGCGCCGCAAGAUCUUCGAUCUUGAAGUUCUCGUGCAGUCGUUGCAAGACCGCAUCGAGGUCGAUCAGUUCGGUGCGCGAGCCAACUGCGAGGGACCUUCUUGGGCGGAAAGAGAGGACAUAGCUGAGGGCAUCGGCCAGUUCAUCAAGAGGGCGCUACAGGGAGAUUAUCGGGGUAGCUCGGGACGUGAUCGGUUAAAGCUUGCGUCAAAGUACUACCUCAUCUUCCGAGAUCGGGACGGCUUGCACACUUUGAAGGUCAGGAUCGAGACCAGCUUCAAGGCAGUGAAGGGCUGUUGUUUCGCCGAGGGUAAGGUUGCUGAUCAUACGGUGUUUGUGGGAGUCCCCAGCUUGCGAGAAGCGCGAAUCGUGGUUAGGGAGGCCGGCCGACGGCGUUCUACCAACCGGCUUCUCGGAGCUAUGAGCGGUGCGCCUGGCAGUGAAGAAAGCGGUGGAGCUGACGAAGCUGACGGAGAAGCUGUGCAGCUCCAAGAUUUUGCUAUCCAGAUCGGGGAAGAGCUUGGCUUGGAUUGUCCCAUCGGAGUUUUGGCUGUGGGUGACGGAUCGAACUCUCUGACCGCGGCCUUGGUAGGAAUCUCUUUGGAGGGGUCUUUCCGCAAACCCGUGAAGUUUGCCGUGGCGGCAUGCGAGGGAACGGAGAUGCAGGCAAAGGCCGGAAAUCAGACUAUCGUAGUCUGGCUGGGCUACCUGACCGAGUCGUUGGCCGACUUCAGCGACACUCACCGGGCUACGGUGGGCUUCGGCACGGCCGAGAAUCCGAACCUCCCCUUCGCUGCGGCCCUUGUGUGUCCGGCCGAGGACAAGUUCCGUUCCCGACCAGGGGCAAAUGCUUCAACCGUGCUCGGCGGCGAAGACCUUCUGAAAGGGCUGGACCCGGGAGUGGUGGCUUCUGCUAAGGCAUCGGGUAUCAGCACCCAAAGCCUGGCAGAGUUGGCAAAGGUGCUCGCGGGCCCGGGCAAGCUCGAGGACAUGGCUUUGGCCGUGACCCAGCUCACGAAGGUGGUGAAGCAUCUCGCGGCAGAGAAGAAGAAGCCAAAGAACCCAUUGGAGCAGCUGCUGGCCUUGAACACAGCUGUCAGCGAGAACCCGACAUACCUGUACAAGACGAUCGAGCACAACCUUCGGGAAGACUUGGAAGGUCGUACUCUUGGGCCAGGUGCCGGAGACGGGAGCGGCGGCAGCUCGAUACGGGGUUGGCUCGAGCACCGGAGCAAAAUCAACCAGUACGGGACGACCAGAUGGUCUUGGAUACUGGGAGGCGUAUGGCAGAGCCUUAUAGACGGCAAGGUCGAAGAGGCUCGGGCGCGGUGCGCUCUCGGCGUAGCAGCUGCCGAUCAGAGUGCCGUAGACAACUCGUGGAUGACUGAGACCCUUUGGGGCGUUUACCUGAAUCAUAUUAAGGACCUGGAUGCUUUCCAAGAAGCUCGGAGGCGGUUGAGCAACAAGCAAGAAGGGGGUGGAGAUGGCGAGACCAACGGGGGCAAGGGCUCUUGGCAGACGGACGAAAAAAUCGAGAAGCCCGGCAAGGGCCACAAGACCGAGAGACCGGGCCGCAAAGGGAAGGACAAAGGAACCGGAAAGGGGGCGGCGGCCCCAGCCCACGAUGCCUGA
This is a messenger RNA of Symbiodinium sp. CCMP2592, 1665 nucleotides long. The record is from the annotation of a GenBank genome assembly. NCBI's taxonomy places the organism in Eukaryota, Dinophyceae, Suessiales, Symbiodiniaceae.